Oncorhynchus tshawytscha (Chinook salmon) is the source of this 1171-nucleotide messenger RNA. Its product is annotated as SUMO-conjugating enzyme UBC9-B. Lineage: Eukaryota; Metazoa; Chordata; Actinopteri; Salmoniformes; Salmonidae. Gene Ontology annotation, biological process: protein sumoylation. The coding region runs from base 164 to 637 and encodes 157 amino acids. Gene Ontology annotation, molecular function: SUMO conjugating enzyme activity. The transcript has 7 exons. Gene Ontology annotation, cellular component: nucleus. The record is from RefSeq and is a predicted model, not a curated record.
AGGUCCUAUUUAGCCUAGGCUAAAUUUCACUUUUUUUUUUUCAGGAGGGAAACUUCACUAGCCUAGCUAGAUUUGUCUCGAGUUAGAUUUUAACAAUUGGGCUACCCGAGUGUUUUUUUAAAAAUAUAGUGAUUUUUAUCACACUGAAGGGAGUCCUCACGUCAUGUCUGGUAUAGCCUUAAGUCGUCUUGCACAAGAAAGGAAGGCCUGGAGGAAAGACCAUCCUUUUGGGUUUGUUGCUGUGCCAACAAAAAACCCAGAUGGAACAAUGAACUUGAUGAAUUGGGAGUGUGCCAUCCCUGGAAAGAAGGGGACCCCAUGGGAGGGGGGCUUGUUUAAACUCCGAAUGCUCUUCAAGGAUGACUAUCCUUCUUCACCUCCCAAGUGCAAAUUUGAGCCCCCUUUGUUCCAUCCAAAUGUAUAUCCCUCUGGUACAGUCUGUCUAUCGAUUUUAGAGGAGGACAAAGACUGGAGGCCAGCCAUCACUAUCAAACAAAUAUUGUUAGGAAUCCAAGAGCUCCUAAAUGAACCAAAUAUCCAGGAUCCUGCACAAGCUGAGGCGUAUACAAUUUACUGCCAAAACAGAGUGGAAUAUGAAAAAAGGGUUCGAGCACAAGCCAAAAAGUUUUCUCCAUAAAGCUUCAAGACUACGCAAGAUUGAAAUUGGUUCGCUGAGGAUUUUGUCUCUGCCCCCUUUUUGUCUGCCUCCAACUAUGUCCAUUGUUCACCUAUUUCCUGCUGGACUGUUUUAAAACUGAAUGUGUGCCAUUUCUUUCCAUCACCCACAUACUGAUGCACCCCUUUGCUUUUUUUUUGACUCGGAAGUCCUGGAUUUGAAGGUGGACUAUGCCUCCACCACAAAGGAUUUUCCGUACUCCAACUGUGGUAUUUCUUUUUCAAGAGCUCACGCUUGUCAGAAAAGACUAUGAAAUGGGAGUCACUUCUGUUGAUUUUUUUUUUUAUUAAUGUAUUCAAUGUUAGAAUUAUUUUGCCUACGUUCUGAUAAAGAUAUAGAAAAACAGGCCUCAAUGAACCCAUUCAAAGGUAGUUUAGUGUAUCUGCAUCAGACUCUGUUAAGUUGUUUUGGUCCAAAUAUUUAGGUUUAAAUAAAAUGUUUGUACCAAGUAAGUGUUAAUACAUGUAGAUGGACUCAGUUCCAUCUUUCCCAAUG